AAAGCUCUUCAACUUACACCUGCUCUUCCCAUCCAGCUCCUCUUCGGAGCCCACACAUCUUCGACCUUCCAAAGCUCCUCUAUGGCUCAACCACGUCACUUCUCCAACUGAUUAUUCUUGGAUUCAACUACUUCACCUAGCUCAGCACCAAAAGUCUUCAAACUUACACCAGGCUCAUCAACUUACACCAGCUCCUCUUCGAGAACAAACCCCAACCACUUCUUCGACUUCCCAAGUCUCCUCUUAUGGAUUCAACCACGUCCACUUCCUCCCACUCUCCUCUUCGGAGCCCACCACUUCUUCGACUUUCCCAGCUCCUCCGAUGGAUUCAACCACUCCACUUCUCCUACGAUACCACCUCUGUGGAAUUCAACGACUUCACCUAGCUUCCAGCACCAGUGGAGGAACAAGCUCGUCUUCAAGCUACUCCAGCUCUUCCACAGACUCUCCCAACGUGAACUACCAUACGGACACAACCACUCUUCAAGCUUUUCACAAUCCUCCUGGAUUCGACACUUCUCCAACUGAGGACCACCACGCCUCUACUUACUCACAACUCCAUCAACUUACACCAGCUCCUCUCGAGUCCCACCACUUCUCGACUGUUUCCCAAGCCCUCUAUGGAUUCAACACCACGUCCACUUCUCCACUGAUACCUCUGUGGAUUCCAACUACUUCACCUACCCAGCACCACUUUUCCCCAUCAUCCUUGGAUUCGGACACUUCUCCAACUGAGAACACAGCUCCUCUACUUACUCAGCUCUUCCAUAAGAAAUCUUCAACGUACACCAGCUCUUCACUUACACCAGCUCCUCUUCGUAGCCCACCACUUCUGUCGACUUUCCCAAGCUCCUCUAUCUCCUCUUCGAGCCCACACUUCCUCGACUUUCCCAACUCCUCUAUGGAUUCAACCACGUCCAAACUUCUUCCAACUGAGGACACCAGCUCCUCUACUAACUCAAGGCUCUUCCAUAGAAAGCUCUUCAAUUACACCAGCUCUUCUACUAUACACCACUCCUCUUCGGAGCCCACCACUUACCUCUUUCGACUUCCAAGCUCCUCUAUGGAUUCAACCACGUCCACUUCUCCACUGAAUACACUUGGAUUCACAACUGAUAACCUCCAACCUUCACCUAGCAUUCCAGCAACCAGUGAAGGAACAAGCACGCUAUUCAAGCUACACCAGUCUUCCACAGGACUCUCACAACUGACACCAGUCACCACCAGUGAGGAAACAGCACUUCUUCAAGCUACUCCUACUCGUUCCACAGACUCUCCAACUGACACAUUAACGACAUUACAACUCACUUACUUCAAAGGCUUUUUACCACAAAUCCCCAUCCUUGAUUCGACCACUUUCCCAACUGCGGACAACCAGCUACCAUACUUACUCAAGCACUCCAUAAAAGCUCUUCAACUUACACCAGCUCUUCAACAUACUCCAGCUCCUCUUCGUAGCCCACCACUUCAGUCGAACUUUCCCAAGCCCACUAAUGGAAUCAACCACGUCACUUCCUCCAACAGAUACCUCUGUGGAUUCAACACUUCACCUAGCCCCCAGCACCACUUUUCCACAUCAAGCCUUGGAUACGACCACUUCUCCCCACUGAGGACAACCAGCUCCUCUACUUACGCAAAAGCUCUUCCUUAUAAACUCUUCAACUUACAAACCAUCUCUUCAACUUACUACCACUCAACUCUCGGGAGCCCCCACUUCUUCGAAUUUCCCAAGCUCCUCUAUGGAUUCACCACGUUUCCACUUCUCCAACUGAUACCUCUGUGGAUCAACUACUUACCUAAGCUCCAGCACCAUGAGAAAACAAGCAACGUCUUCAAGCACUCAGCUCUGUCCAAAUAA
Molecule: messenger RNA, 1858 nt
Organism: Penaeus chinensis
Lineage: Eukaryota; Metazoa; Arthropoda; Malacostraca; Decapoda; Penaeidae
Product: putative GPI-anchored protein pfl2
Exons: 8
Source: RefSeq, a predicted model, not a curated record